UGUGGGAGUGGUUAGAGGCUCCGUGUUGGGUGUAAGGGACUUUCUAACAGCCUGACUUGCUGGCAGUGGGAGCUCUUUUCUCAGCUGGAGUCCUGAUCGGGGUGGGGGGGUGCCUCCUGCAAGGCCCUCCCAGCACCCCUGGAGGAGAGGAGAUGGAGGCCUGGGGCCAGAGGAGGGGCGACAUUCAUCUCUGCUCUCGCCCUCGGUUCUCUGCCUGGGGGCGAGCUGGCACCGCCCCCGGCAGUGCCUGAGCUUGUUGUACAGGCAGACUCUGGGAGUCCUUCUCCUUUCUCAGGCCCAGAGAAAUUGUUUUCUAAGUAAAAUACGUUACAGGAAUAGAAAAGAAGAUGCCGCCUCGUUUCCAGGCAGGUUUAUUAUUUUCAUGAACGGAUGGGACACCCUGACCGCGCACGCGGAGGGCGUCAGGCAUGUGUGCUGUCCAGGGCUGCCAGGCUCUGCAGUGACCCCCACCAGAGCCCCUCGGUCUAAGUUUCCUGAACUGUUUCUGGGUUGGGUUACACUGUCCUGCUUGGCUCAUCAAAAAGCUCCGUGAGCCCUGAACCCUGAGACGCCCCAGGGCCCUUGGUCAGAAUCCCCCCAUGGUGGGGGCAGGGAGGAGGCUGGGGUGAGGGGGGCCGGGCACCUUUCAUUUCUAGGAGGCUGGCUUGCCCUGAACAGUGCCAGCACAGACGUGGUUCUCUGCUUGGGAGUGUCACGUGGGAGCACAGACCACGUCCUGUGACACGGUCCUCCGGCUCAGUGCUGCCGGUGGACGAGACUGCUCUGCUCUUCCGCUGACUUAACUUGCACGUCGUGCAUCACGUUAUCUUGAAAACAGACAUCUCGUCGUCCUUUGCAACGUAGGCUCACUGGGAACAUGGGGCACAGCAACUGGACAGAGGGUGGGGGGCGGACAGGGGGCUACAGCUCUGACUGCAGUGUCUCUUCACCCCAUCAGAGCCCCCCAAUUCCCACAUGAGGAAGUCGAGGUCCUGCAAGAUUGGGUGACACCCCUAGGGACACGAGGUCAAGGUCAGGGUGACCCUCCUGGGGGCACAAGGUCACAGUCAGAAGGCGUCAGGCUAAGCAGUUGGAAGUGCUGAGUUUGGAAGCAGGCAGGCGAGGAUAGGUUCUGGCAUUGUCACCUGCUCCCUCCAUGUGACUUCAGGCAGGUCAGUCAGCACAAGUCCCCACUGUGUGACUGAUGGUGGGGCAGGGCCAUUGUGAGCACUGAACAGUGAGGACCGCGUGACUCUGCCCUUGGCUCUGGAACAUGCAGUGUCCCCUCGCCCAGAGUCCUCCCGACAGGGGUGCAGACGCGGCCUGCCUCCUCCCAUCUUGGCCCCCAGCGCCCAGAGGUGGGGUCACCCUGAAACCUCUGUAGGACCCCUACCCACCAGGCCUGUGGCUUUGCUGGUCCUGAAGUUAGGAUGUGGUGCUUGUGCAGGUUGGGCUGGGAGGUGGUGUCACCGGGAGCAGCCACCAUGGACUCCCUGGGUCGUGUGUGUGUGUGCCCGCGCGCGCGCCUGCCCAUGAGGAAGAGAACCGCCAUGGGGGCACAGCCUGUGGGGAGCCCUGGCUCCCAUUGCCCCCAGGUGUUUGUAAGUCCUGCUCCGCCCCCGUCCCCUGAUGGGCACCUGGUACAGCCGAAGGCAGGCAGUGCUUCAGGAUCAAGUGCUUCCUGUUUUGAGAGCCUGGAGCGGCUGGUGUGCUCAUUCCCUGAAUUCCUUCCACGUUUUAAGGCAGAGGAGGCUGAGUGGCUCCUCAGACACGUCAAGGCUGGAGUUCGGACUGGUCGCCAUAAAGGAAGCCCACGACAUAGAGACCAGGCUCAACGAGGUGGAGAAGCUGCUCAAGGCCGUCAUCAGUAUGCCGCGGAAGUAUUCCAGGUCCGAAGUCGUGCUCACCUUCUUCGAAAGGUCUCCCCUGGAUCAGGUGUUAAAGAACGACAACGUCCAUAAAAUUCAGCCCAGCUUCCAGAGCCCGGUGAAGAUUUCGGAAAUCAUGAGGUCCAAUGGAUUCUGUUUAGCGAACACGGAGACGAUCGUUAUUGACCACAGUAUCCCGAACGGAAAGGACCAGCACCUGGCCGUGGACCCGGCGGAGCACCUGUUUGACAGCGGUGCGGAGUUUGCCCCAGAGCUGGAGGACGGCGACGACCCGGCGGCUUAUGUCACCAACCUGUCCUAUUACCACCUGGUGCCCUUUGAGACGGACAUUCUGGACUGAGUCUCCUUGGGUCUCUCCACCCCCCUGCCCCACCGUGGCCACGGCCCUGCUGCCAUCGCUGUGCCGGGGACGGCCACCCCACUGCCCGCACCCUUGGAGCCAGGUGUCCUGUGAGUGGGGACCCCAUAUCUCCAACAACCGGGAGUCAGGUCACGGGGGCCUGGCGCCCCUGCUGCUUCUAGAGGUCUCCCCGUCUGCACGGCAUCCCUGGGACCUGCUGCUUCCCCAUGUGGAGGAGCCCCAGGUCCCCACGGGACGUCCCGGGGCCGGGGCUGGACACCCACGCCUCCUCCUGGUGGGUAACCCAGGUCCCUCACUUGAUAAGCGCACAAAGCAUUUCGUGUGAGAUUCUGAAUUGUCACCAAGUUGGGGACGGCACAAUGGUGUGUGUACUGUCUCCCCAGCUUCCCCGGGAACUAGAAUGUGCGGCUGUCAUUUCUGCUUUUCACCUGCUCCCCGGACACUGGGCUGUGUCAGCCAAGGGGUUGCUGGUGGAAGGCUGGUCCUGAGCCGGGGAGUUGGCCAUGGGCCCGGGGAGCCACUGGCCGGGGCCCGGGUGACGGGCACCGAGUGUGGACGGUUCUCCCAGGAUGAGGGAGCUCCCGCCGGCGUCUCCUCGGCCCUCCUGUGCGGGGUCACAGCGCUGCGGCACGGCGGCCGAGGUGCCCCCUCCUGCCGAUUACCAGGCUCUCAGGGACAUGAGUGACGCGUUAACCUGAGAGCAGGGGGGUCCGGUCGCUGAGUGUCCCCAGCGGGUCUCCCUUCACCCUUGGGGAGGCCUGCUUUCUGUGUGUGUGUCUCCUCACAGAGUCUAUUAAUGACCAGAACUGGCUCAUGUAAAUAAUAGUAAAUUAUUGAGUCCUAAUUCUUCUACACAGUCUGUUUUUAAUCUAUUUUAAUUAAAUAAAACACAUGCUUCUACUUUUA
Molecule: messenger RNA, 3156 nt
Organism: Camelus dromedarius (Arabian camel)
Lineage: Eukaryota; Metazoa; Chordata; Mammalia; Artiodactyla; Camelidae
Gene: PXDC1
Product: PX domain containing 1
Exons: 5
Coding region: 1630-2229 (199 amino acids)
Molecular function (GO): phosphatidylinositol binding
Source: RefSeq, a predicted model, not a curated record